Molecule: messenger RNA, 777 nt
Organism: Insectozyma verbasci
Lineage: Eukaryota; Fungi; Ascomycota; Pichiomycetes; Serinales; Debaryomycetaceae
Source: the annotation of a GenBank genome assembly
AUGAGAUAUACAUUUAUUUUAUUUAUUAUUGGUUUAGUAUUAACUAAAAAUAUAUUUGAUUUGGAGAAAUUAAAAUUAGGUGUAGAAGAUUCAAAAAAAUUACAAGAACAAGCAGAAGAAUCAAAUCAGAAGAGAAAGAAUACAUUCAAUUUAGAGAGCUUGAAAAUUGGUAAAUCAGAUAAAUUCAAACGUAAAAAUACUUUUAAACCAGUGGAUUUUACAAUCGAUAAAAGAAAAAACACAUUCAAUCCAUCAGACUUCAAAAUAGAUAAAAGAAAAAACACAUUCAAUCCAUCAGAUUUUAAAAUAGAUAAAAGAAGUCAAGAUAUUUUAUCAAUGAAUAACAUUCUUACUACUGUUCUUCCACAAUUGAAAUCAAUAUCAAUUUUUACUUCUUACUUAAGAGAUGAUGUUAAUUUAAACAACAAAUUCGAAACCGAAGAUUCAAUCUUGAUAAUUGCUCCAACUGAUGAAGCAAUCUCAAAUCUCUGUCUUAAACCAUGGGAAUUUCCAAAAGAAAUAAAGGGUGACGAUAAAGAAGAAAAUGAAUUAGUUAACUUCAAUAUUGAGCAUUUUAUUGCUGGUCAUAUGAGUACUACAUUUUCUAAUAUUGAUGAUGUUACAUUAGAUAAUGGAAAGCAAAUUAAUGUUGUUUUUGAUGGGACCAAUUAUGGUAUUCAGGUUGAGAAUGAUGUUGUUAUUGAUGUGAUUUAUGCUGAAAAGGUCAAGAAUGGUAUUAUUUUAAUUAUUAAUGAUACUUUAGUUAAACCAAAUUAG